Molecule: messenger RNA, 366 nt
Organism: Cricetulus griseus (Chinese hamster)
Lineage: Eukaryota; Metazoa; Chordata; Mammalia; Rodentia; Cricetidae
Source: RefSeq, a predicted model, not a curated record
AUGGCGGACCCUAAGCGGGGAUCGGGAAGUGGGGCGAGGGCUCCGAUGCUGAGGGCUGGCAAGGCACACAGGCUGAGUGCGGAGGAGCGGGACCAGCUGCUGCCAAAUCUGAGGGCUGUGGGGUGGAAUGAACUGGAAGGCCGGGAUGCCAUCUUCAAACAGUUCCAUUUUAAAGACUUCAACAGGGCUUUUGGCUUCAUGACAAGAGUGGCCCUUCAGGCGGAAAAGUUGGACCACCACCCUGAGUGGUUUAAUGUGUACAACAAGGUACAUAUCACCUUGAGCACCCAUGAGUGUGCUGGUCUUUCAGAACGGGACAUAAACCUGGCCAGCUUCAUCGAGCAAGUUGCUGUGUCUAUGACAUAG